Molecule: messenger RNA, 1518 nt
Organism: Brassica oleracea var. oleracea
Lineage: Eukaryota; Viridiplantae; Streptophyta; Magnoliopsida; Brassicales; Brassicaceae
Exons: 1
Coding region: 1-1518 (505 amino acids)
Source: RefSeq, a predicted model, not a curated record
AUGAAUUCGCUUAAGAUUGUGGCUGAAUAUAGCGUGAUUAGUGGGAGUUUCACUUUAAUCAUUCUUGACCUACUUCUGCAAAAUCUCCCCCUCCGCUGUGACCUCGCGAACAACUUCAGCGUAUCUGCGGCGAACAUGGCUGACUUCCUUCACAAAGCUAUUGGGGCGAUGUCUCAGGAUGAUGAGGAACCUUUGGUCCUCCCUGAUAGUCCCCAGUACAGAGUCUUUGAUGAGAAUGAAACAAGUUUAUUGGGCCGCCUACUUAACCCGGAUUGUCAGUCGAUGGAGAAGAUGAUUGACUACAUGCCAACGGCGUGGCGUGUGCAAGGUAGAGUCCGUGGUAUUGCUCUCUCUCGCGACAUGUUCCAAUUUGUGUUUCAGCGUGAGGAGGAUUUAGUGAAUGUCCUGAAGGACAGACCUUGGUCGUAUAAUCAUUGGGCAAUGGCGUUGGAGCGAUGGUCUUCCUUUCCCCCGGAGAACUUCCUUCAACAUAUGAGCCUCUGGAUUCGCAUCAGACACAUUCCGGUGGAUUUCUUCACGGUCAAGACAAUGUUCAAAUUGGCUUCAGAGAUCGGUGAAGUGGAGGAGAUUGCUUAUGAUCCUAAGGUAUCUCAUACUAAGGACUACAUCAGGGCUCAAGUAUUUUUUGAUACUACUAAGCCUCUGAAAGCAUCUCGUAAACUGAGUACUCCUGGGAAAGUGGUUACUAUUGAGUUUGAAUAUGAGAAGAUCCACAAGAGGUGCUUCCAUUGUCUGCGCCUCACGCAUGAAAAGGUUCGUUGUCCCUUAUUGAAGAAAGGUGCUCUAACCGAUCGGAGAGCCUCCCCUGCUCCUACGGUGGAAGCGGAGAGAGGACAAAGUAAAGGAAUUCUGGCUCAUUCGAUUCAGCCCUUUGAUGGCCCUCCUGGCUUUCCACCUUUGUUCCCAGAGCUUUCUAAACAAGACUUGAGGAUGGCUAUGCAAUACAUCUCGCAUUCUGAUCCAACAGAAAGGAUAGCUAGAAUUGAAAGAGUAAGACAAGGAAUUGAAGCAGAAUCCUCUAUGCGUCUCACAAGGAUAUCAAGAGACUUGGAUAAGGGCAAAGGUCAUGUUUUUAGCUACAAGGAACCGUCCUUCACUCAGCUCUUGCAAUGUCAAUCUGAAAAGGCUAUGGCAUUGUCUGGGAAGAUGCAUGCCACCCAUGAAGAGGAACCAGACUCAUCUUCUUUGCAUGCUUCUGCUCUCUCUACUCCCGUCUUGAUUUCGACGGGUUUUCAGUUAGGCCCCUUGUCGGAGGGGCGUGUUUCUGGGAAUCUGAGUCAAAGGAAAGUAGUGCGCAAACGACCUACGGCGUGGAAGAGGAAAAUGAAUACAACUGGUCGUGCUGUGGCCGAAGAACAAGUGGGUACAUCUCUCGAACCUUCUCAGCGGAGCUCGAAGAGGAAGUCUACUUUACCUCUGCUUGCGCCAGACAACAAAAACCCAAAAACAUCAGAACCUACGGUGGCUUCCAGUUUGAAGCCGCUGCCGCCCCAAUGA